CAGCUGACACACCACAACAACAUGGAUGUCAACAACACUGGUGGCUACACGCUGCCACUGACUUAAUAUAAGACAUACUAACUAUUGGUUACCUGACCAUGAGUAGCAAUAAGGUGCCCUGUGGGCCACUUUUGAGGUAUCUUUUCCAAGGGGAUCCAAAAGUUUAUAAGGAGGUGAAUGCUUAUCUUCAUCACGAUGGCAGUCUUACAUCAGAGUGUCGGCUCUCUCUCUCCUUUGUUACUUACACCUCUCUUAAGGAGAAACUUCUGGCUCAUCCACAUGAAGCAGCAUGUGUAUUUCAUCACCUGGUAGCUAGAAGCAAGCAGAUUAACACUAAUGAAAAUAUCCAGCAGGAUGCUGCCUCUUCCACUGAGCAGGUGGAGAGCAGCAGCAGGCAGGUUAAUGCCAGGAAAGAUACCCAGCAGGUGGCUUCCUCUUUUCUUGAUGUCACUCAGAGUAAGGAAGCAAGGAACAUCAGAAAACAUGAAGAUGUUAGCUGUUCUUCAGAAGACACCAGUAAUUUUAUAAAGCUUUUCAUUGAGUGCUUAGACCACUGCUUGCACAGAAUUGAGAAUUUAGAUGAAAAGUUGCAUAAAGAAGAGGAGGAAUAUUUAGUUUUACUAAAGAAACAGCAGAAGAGUAUCUCAGCUGUAAGUCCUUCAGUGAAAGCUGGUCAGAGAUUCCUUGAAUCUGUAGAAGUGUCAAAACUUGAGGAAAGAAAACUGGUGACCAAUACAGAGAAAUUAAGACAUGAAGCACUCUUUUACAGUUUACUCUUACAUUCCUGUGAUGUGGAGCUUUCUGCUCUAAGUGAAUUGUUUCCUAGAAUGUUGAAGCUGUGUUAUGAUAGAAACUUAUUGCAUGCACAUAAAAUACAUGUAUCUCUUCUAGCAAGCUCAAAGGAGUUCCUAAAUAUGUUCUGUAUUAAGGAGAGUGAGUAUCUUCUCAGAAAGUCUCGAACUAAGAAGUUUGAGCAGCUUCAAGGUGUGUUGUCACCCAGUUCCUCUGAUAUGAGACAGAUAUUUCAUAUCUGUACUAAAACUUCACAACAUUUCCUGCAGAUGAUGUUCACAGUGUUAGCAAAUAAUAAAGUUACUGGAAUGCUGGCAGUAGAAAUGCAAGAAGAAUAUCAGUGGUUAAUACCCUUGUGGCCAGUGCUCUUCAUACAAGUGUUGUCAAAGUCUCAUGACAGAGUAGAGGAUCCUACAAGUGUAGCAGCAGUUUGGGACAAGCAUUCAGACAUUGUAGAUCCUUCACUCAUGAAGGUGUGCAGUGCCCUCAGCUGUGACAUGAGCUUUGUUAACUGGUGCCUAGCUCAUAAGAGUAGGAUCAAGGCUCUGCCUCUCUUGCAGUUAAUAAGAGACCAUUCCCCCCUCUAUGCUCUACAUAAAUCACUGCCAAUGCAUACCUUGGUUCCCGAGGAUGUGUUACAAAUAAUUGAGGAACAUUGCAUGGCUAGAGAUUCUAGUGGAAACUUGAGCUUUAAUUGUAAAAAUAUUUACAUAGCAUUUUGCAUACUCUAUCAAGUGUUUAAGGUAAUUGGAGCUGGUAUGCAGUUGGAUAACAUUGCUGCUGGUUGGCAAGCGAGAGGAAAACUAUGUGUUGGCAAAAGACAAGGUAAUGUAAUUAAUAGCUUUCAGGAUCGGCAAAGUCAUGAGGCUUUUUAUUUAAAGAACAUUGCAGAAAAGCUUGAAGGCGUGAAAAGAAUGCUUAAUGACCUGCAGCCUCUUGAGUGCAGAUUAGAGGUAAUGGAGAACAUGUACUCCACAAUAUUUGUGAAGCAUAGUGAUAUUAGCGAUGAGGGGCAGAGUGAGUCAGGGGGAGAGGAAGGAGACUUUGAUCAAUCUUGCAUUUCUCAACAAACUGACAUAGAUAGUUUAGCAAGCAUGUCACAAUCUGCAACCCUCCUAAAACCCAGCUCACUCAGAAAAUCUAACAUGACUUCAGUUUGCACUCCAGAGAAGGAUGUGGAUACCAAAGAUGAUAAAAUAUCAAAUUUUUCUGAAUACAUUAUAAUUGAUAAAUUUGGUAUAGAAGGAAAGCGCUCCAGUAAAGUAUGCAAUGCGAGCAGCGACUCUGGAGGAAGCAACUCUGCAAAAUUCUCUGAAUCUUCUUGUAUAUCUGCAGCAACAGAACAGGUGAAGCUGGACAUGUACCAACAUUGUCCACAGAGUGUCCAGGUAGUUUAUCCCCAGAGCAGUUGCACCAUGAGUGGGAAAAACACUACUUCUAAUAUGAGUGAACUACCUUGCACUGGAUACAUAAUAAAUGCUCUAGUGGCAUGGGAUAUAAUGUUACUGCUCCGGGAUUCUCUUUUGGCACUCACUGCUAGAGCGUUCACAGAAAAUGCCAGUCCAUCUCAACUUCAAGGAAAUUCCUCCAAGCAAUCUUUUCAGAGUCGCUCAGCUUAUCUCUCACGUUGUGUUAAUGAAGGAUUAUGGCGACUGCAGGUAAUGACACCUAGUAAUCAUAAGUUUGCCUCUUCUGAUGUAUUUAACGAAUACUUAGAUGGUACACUUCUUGCUGAUACUGCACAGUGUAUCAAGUAUGAAAUUUCUCCCAGUUUGGAAGGUACUUUUCGAAAAAUUACUCCAUCUAAGGACGUGGGUUCCCUUCAAGGAAUCAAGAAAAGGCCUGUAAAAGACAAGAACUCUAUAGAAACAGGAGGUUCAAAAGAAUAUAGAAGCAUUUUACAUUUUCUGUUCUCUCCUUCUCCAAGUCUCAUCACUCUGGCACUGGCAAAUGGUAAUGUAAAUAGAAUAAAUCAAAUAUUUCAGACAUAUCAAAUCCCAGACACUGCCACAGAAAAGCGUGAGGCCUGCUUAGCAAUGCGUCUGAAUGAGUUAAGACCUAAAUUAUCAACUUCAAAUCAAAAGUUUGGGCGAAUGAAGGAGACUAAAGUAGUGCAGGCCAGUGAAAACUCCAGGAAUAUGCUGCAAAAUAUUGGACUGCUGGCUCGGGAAGGCUCAGCUCAAGUAGGGGCAACUAACCUGAUAUAUGACUUAAUAACCUCAACUCCACCACCCAUUCCAAAAGGAAUGCCAAAAGCUGCUUUAGAGACUGGUUGCCCUGUAAUGGCUUCAUUUUUGAAUCCACAAGCCCUGGUAUUAUCAGAUCUAGCUAUGACAGUGGAUGUUAGUGAAACCACUGCAACUUACCUCAUAGAACAAGCUCUUCAGAGGCAAACAGUACAUUCUAGCCAUGAUAAACCAAACGAAACAUGUUGUGGCAUUCAGGGUUAUAUUCCAUUAUUACAACAGAUGGGAUCUAUUUGCAGUACUAUUAUUGAUAUGCGUAAAUCAGGAGACAAACAGGGAACAGUAGAUAUGGAUAUGUCAGAAAAUAUUCCCUCUCAUUUAUCUAACCUCUCUUCAACACCAUAUUCUUUAUUGAUCACAUCACUUCCUUUGAGAGAUGAGAAUUUCAAGACUUACAUUAAAGCUUGGUCCAGGGUUCUUAGGAGUAUUUCUUUGACUCAAAAAUCAUUGGCUUCGUGUAAUGAGACACUUGAUCAAGAGAAUUCAAAUGUUUUCAGUAGUGCUCAGAAGAACCAAGUUCAUCUUUCAUACAAAAUGUUACUUCACACAUUGAGUGAAGAGGCUCCUCAUCUUCGUCUUAUCUGUGUUAGAGAAAAAUCAUAUGACAAGUUGGGAGCAUUUCUUAGAUCAUUUUAUCAGUAUUUGCAGCUUUUAUCAGCUAUGGUUACCCAACAUGCAGACAAGAAUUGCCAAAAUACCAGAGCUAACUAUUUUGCUCUCCUUACUCAAAGACCUGUUCACAUUCUAGGUUCUCUGAUGUUUAAGAAAGGUGUUGACCCAGUCAAAUUAGAACCCAUAGCAGCUAGAAUGAGGUUAAACCUAACUACUAUGAUUCUUCAAUAUUGUUGUCCAAAAUUUACAAUACCCAGAGAAAAUUUCUCUGGAAGGAUAAUGUAUGACAUUGAAAGGGAUAAAGCUGAUAUGCUUGGAUUUAAGGUCUUACAAAAGCAAGUUAUAUUGAAUGGUAGUGCUCCACACUGUGAGGCAGGUGUAUAUGGUGAAGUUAUUGUUCGUGACAUCCUGACAACCAUUUUAAGUGGCCUUCAUGAAGCCAUUCAGCCUAUUGCAUUAGCAUCGAACAAACACUACAGAGCAGUGAUAUUAAAUGAUACCACAGCUCCAAAUGCUCUUUCAUCAGUAGAUGUUCAAAUGGCCCUCAGAGAUGCUGCUGAUCUGUCUGCUAUAGAUUUAGAGAAAAUGGUGCCUGGUGAUGAAGCAGUUGUGUUUUUCAUUAACCUGGCCAACUUAAUGUUCAUACAUGCUGGUAUACUUAAUCAUGUAUUGUAUUCAAGUGGUAAAGUAACCUCCAGAUCAAGAGGGUUGUUUUCAAGGCACCAGCUUGAACGUAUAAUGGCCAUGAAGCGACUUGGCUAUGUAGUUGGUCAGCUGGGAUUUAUUUCUCUGUAUGAUGUCCUUUUUAAUAUACUUUCACUUCCAAAUCCACUCUCCAGCAUUUUGAUUCAGAAUGAUGCAAAGCUCAAAAUUAGUAUUUGUGAGAGUAAUUUGAUUUGUAAUAGGGUACAGCCUUGUAAUAGACAUGAACUGCGGAUUUUAGAGCUCUUGAUAAAUUUGCCCUCUAAAGUUAGUUUUUGCAUCAGCCAGGGAACACCUGUGUCUCCUCGGGUGCAGGUACUAUAUGCAGAUAGAAUGGAAGAGCAGAUGGAUGCAGCAGUAUAUGAACACUUGCGGUUAUUUCUUCUUAUGCAAGACACACGAAUGCAAAAGGCAAAGUUGGAUCUGAGUCAACAUUUUAGUGAUAAUACUGGGUAUAAGAAAUGUAAUAUAUUAACUUCCAGGACAUUUCUGAAUUACUUGGCUCUCCAUUCAGAUAAUCUUGGUUGUAUUUCUUCACUGCAACACAAUGCUCCUGAAGAACUCAUAAGCACACUUAAGAAGCUGGAAUGUGAAUUUUCAAAGAAAUUGCCACCUGAAAUAAGUGUUCUUGAUAGAAAUGAGAAAGGUAUAGUUCUGGAGUUUAUUGAGUCAUUUGAGGAUGAGAAGUUUACCAGCAUGAGGUGUGAUAGAGCUGAAGUAGAGAGUUUAUCCAGUUCACCAGAUGACUCACCUUGGUUAUCUGUCAAAGUACCAUUAGCUGUUCUGACUCACCUACGAAGACAAUGUCCUCUUUUAUCAUUUAUUGUACAGGCAUUUCACAGUACUGCAGAGAUGCACAGAAGGAAUAUUCAGGCAUGGAGUGACGACACUGCAGAUACUUGGUUAAAUAUAUUGUAUCCCCCUUCAUUGGGAGUCAAGCCACCUGCUGAAGAAACCAAAGUGUUUAGUGCCAUUAGGAACUUGUUUUCAGUUGACAGACACAAAGGUCUAGCAAAACUUUAUGAGGGUAACAAGGUUACAUCAGCACUCACACAGGACACUGAGGUGUCCUCCAUCUGGGACCUUGCUGAUGAUCUACUGGGAAGCGGAGCCAUCACUAAAGGUUACUCGUCUCAGCUACUUCAGAACGUAACAGCUUUAGUGACAGUUCUACAAGCUCUUCACUCAAGUACUUUGGAGAAGUAUCCUGAUGUUAAAAUUCUUCUAGAUCACCUUUUAGUCUUCUUGGUGAAAGAAACUGAGCCUUCAGGUGAUCCUGGUCCAUGGACGUAUGUUAAUCGCAUAACAGACAGUGAUAUGCGAUGCAAUGUUGUUAUGCAGUUUCAUAGGAAAUGGCCAGUAACUGCAGCUGUUGGUCUUUUAAACUUGGUGGCACAUGACACCCAGCUCACAAGCCACCAGCAGGAGCAGGCUAAGCAGCGGGCAGAGCAGAUUGAGGUGUAUGAUAAAAUCCUUAUGUUGGGGAACCCAUCACAUGGGUCCUGGCAGGAAGUAGAGCGUAUAUGCACCGAGGAGCCAACAGAACUUCUUCAGUACCUAAUUCAGAAAAAGCAAUUUAAAUUAGCUGUUGAAUGGGCUAGCUAUCAUACUGGUGAUGCUGAUAUGCGGCAUCUGGUUGAUCAAAGCUACCUUAUGCAUUUGUUGGAUAAAACCAACCCAGACUACACUACUGCAGUAGAAGCUCUGAAUUCUUUGCAUAUAAAUGAUCUUGUUAUAGUGGUGCACAAUCUUCUACAGAGGCUGUCGAAUAUCCCCACGCGAAGAUUCUUGAUUGAGGUCUUUCUGAAGAAUCUUUACUCAACAGAUGGGGCCUCUUUAUACAGUGAAAGCAGUGAAGUUGGAGAGAACAGGAAAGGUGCCAGAGUUACAAGUGAUGAGCAUACAAAUAUUAAAGAGGAAAAGUGUAACCGUAUUUCUUCCCUUGGUGUGCAACUGGAUGCUGUGAGCCUGCAACAGGAAGUAAUGGGAUUAAUUCUGGUUGAGGAUGUAGCACCACCUGCAGCAGACAGGUUCCAACUGAGUCAUUUAGCUUCAUCUCCACAUCUGAUUAUAGAACAGUGGUUGAUGAAUGUAAGAUUAGAAGCUAUAGAAAAAUCCCUUAAAAUAUUAACUCACCAUCUAGAUAUGGUAGGUUCACAGAUGUUCCUUCCUGAUGAUUCACAAGAUUUUGGAAUCUCAUUUUCAGGUACCAGUACAGCAGUUGCAGCAAGAGAAGUAAAUGGCUUGAGUUGGGAUGUUCUAAAUUGGCUCUUGGAAGUUUAUGCUGCCAAAGCACUGGACACCACUGGUGUACAGUUUGCUAUUAAGCCUUCACUGAUGGGUGAAAAGUCACCAAAAAAAUUUGUGAUGCCAGCCCAGCCUCCCAAAAGGCACGAGUGGGUACCAGAUGCAGAGGUAAGAAAAUGCCCUAUAUGCGACACAGCUAUUUUUUCAAUGUUUUGCCGGCGUCACCAUUGUCGUCGGUGUGGACGUGUUGUGUGUGGCUCAUGUUCUCAACACAAGACUGCUGUUCAAGGAUAUGAUGAUUUAUUUGUUCGAGUUUGCUCUGAGUGUUAUCAGCAAACUAAAGAGCUUAACCUGCAAGAUUAUAUACAAGUUAGACCAUUAGCAGAUGGAACAUUUGACACUUUAUCACAAAGUUUAGAUGUACAUAGUUCUCGUGGAGAAAAUUCUUGGACCAGUGACAUUGAAGGAGGCUGGUACCUGUCAACAGAUACUCACCAUAACAAUUUAAUCCGUCGUGAAUUCUGCUAUGACUAUGCACCGUCACUGAGUCUUUGCCUUGCUAUAUUGGGACUCCACCAAAAUCAUAAAAGGGCAGCUGUUUGUAUCAUCAAGUUAUGUCAUCAUUUAUUUUCCCUCAUUAUAUCAUCUUUAAAAGUAUCAAACUCAGAAACUGAUCACAGUUUUUUGCUGUCAAUGAUUCAAACCCUUUUGACUUCAUCCAAAGUACGGUUUGGAAAUGUUGGUGAACAUCAAGGAAUUGAACUAUGCGAGUAUUACACUCAGUGGGUCGAUUUGCUUUCCCUUUUAUUAAAAGCAAACUGUGAUGACAUAAUCUCAAUUGAAGCUUUAGGAAAUAUGCUUGUAAUUGGAAAUUUGUACCAAAAAUGUUUAUUAGAAGAGAAAGCCAUUCAGAGUGAUUUAGAAAAACACUUGAAGCAAGAAUUUUUCCAUAUGAGAGGGCUACGCAACACACUCGUCAAGAAGCAGAUGUGGGAAUUAGCUCUGGAUGUCUCAACCAAAGCUGGACUUGAAACUAAUGGAGUGUGGAGAGCAUGGGCCUUGGCUUCUCUCAAGGCAGGGGAUUUUCCUGGAGCUCGGGAACGAUUCUCGCGAGUUCUUGAAAGACCAACAGACAAAAAUAGGACCUGUGUGUCAUCCUUGUUGCCAGAAGUUCUUAAAUAUCUUGAGAGUAACCCAUUCCAAGUAGAUCCACAGGUAAUGGACCAAGCAGAGCGCACAAGAUCAAGCAUCAUGCUCAGUGAUCAGUCCAGGCUUCCUCCAUCACAGGCCCUUGUAGUACUUCAUAGUCUCAAGAACCUUAACCGAAUUGCACAAGGUAAUCUGAAUUAUAGAGAUACCCCUAGACAAGUGUUUUUUGGUCAAAGAAAUAAAAAAGUGAACCCAUCAAGAAUUGAAUCAGCAUUCCAGAUCGAGUGUAAAUAUUACCUUAGUUUGUAUGGGAGUCAUUCCAUGUCCAUUCAGUAUUUUAUGAGACAUAGACUAAUGCAGGAAUGUGUGGAGUAUUUGCUUGCUGAAGAUGUUAACGUGGAAGUCUUUAUUGAAAAUGUCUUGAUACCUUGCUUAAGAUGUGGCUAUCUUGAUCAGUUGAUGCGAUGCCUAUAUGCAUCAGAUCCCCACAUGGAAAAGUGGGCCAAGUUGAUGUUUGGAGGCUGCCGCUGGCUGGAGCGACGUGGUUGGUGGAACUGUCUUUUGACUUUACAAGAAGCAUUGGGCGACAGACUGAGAGCAUCAAUGACUCUUCUCAGAAUGUAUAGUAAUGAUGUUGGCAGUUACACAGCACUCGCAAGCAGAUCUAACUACAUAACUUUAGCAUUAACACACCUUCAAGCUUAUUUGGAUAGUCAGACUUUGUAUGGUUCCACUGCAAAGAAAAAGAAGCUAAUUCUUGACAUGUCUCCCUGGUAUGUAAAUCAGAAUAUCAAUAUGCUAACAUUGCAAGCUGAUGUCACAAAGAUCUUGGCAGAAAAUGAAUCAAAAGGAAACAUUAAUACAGAUCUUUUGGAAAAGCUUUAUGAAAUGAAUGUUUUAAAAAAUAGAUGCUUGCCAACACUGUUAAUAAAUAGUGAUGAGCGGUUAGCAGUAGCAGUUCUUGUAAUAUGUGGAGCUGAGAUUUUGGCAGAUGGUUUAAACCUUGCAUAUCGGAUAGUGGAGAGAAGUGAAUUGCCGGUGGAGAAGUUGCUGUCAACAUGUUGCCAAUUGCUGGUUCAGAAAGAUAAGGUCGAACAAGUGAGCCUGGUGGUGAGUGGAAUACAAGAGUGGGAAGCCCUGAGACCAGAAGCAGUAGAUGCUGCCUUACAUCCAGUGCUCCACAUAGUUGCAGCCAACAAUCAGAACAACUAUCUCGAUAGUCUUGUCAGACUUCUCUCCAGUGAUCAGGCUAAGGUAAGUUGACACAAAGAAAUUGGUUUAUUCUGCGAGGUUUUUGUACUGUUACUUCCUCACCUUCCUCACAUCAGAUUUGAGUACUUCUUAUUCCUCAGGCACUGCUUGACCCUUAUGGGUUUAAUACUUGCUAUGACUGUAAUAGAACUGGAAUGGAUGAGGACUUCUUUGAGGGGUGUCCCGUAGAUCAAUUGUUAGCGCACUCAGCUCACACACUGAGGUCUGGAGUUCGAAUCUCCAGUACGGAAAACAUUAGGGACACGUUUCCAUAAGACACAUGCUGUCCCUCUUCGUCCAUCAGUAUAAAAUGGGUACCUGGGUGUUAGUCGACUGGUGUGGGUCACAUCCUGGGACGAAACUGACCUAAUUUUCCCGAAAUGCUCUGCAUAACAAGCGGCUUUUUAUAUAGUAGUAUGUCAUUGAUGUCACCUAGGCCUGUAUACACAUGUACCUUGUACAUGUACUUGUAGAAAUAAAGAUAUUAUUACACGUACAGUGGACCCCCGCAUAACGAUUACCUCCGAAUGUGACCAAUUAUGUAAGUGUAUUUAUGUAAGUGUGUUUGUACGUGUAUGUUUGGGGGUCUGAAAUGGACUAAUCUACUUCACAAUAUUUCUUAUGGAAACAAAUUCAGUCAGUACUGGCACCUGAACAUACUUCUGGAGUGAAAAAAUAUCGUUAACCGGGGGUCCACUGUAUAUGUAUUAUUAUAUUAAGUAUGAAGUACAG
Messenger RNA from Cherax quadricarinatus, 9731 nucleotides. Lineage: Eukaryota; Metazoa; Arthropoda; Malacostraca; Decapoda; Parastacidae. The record is from RefSeq and is a predicted model, not a curated record.